AGUAAUCGUGGUGCAGUGCUGCGUGAUUGGCUUGGAUUGGCGUGAUCAGGUGCUGUGAGCGGGAGAUCUGAAUUUUUCGUAUUGAGUGAGGGAUCAGUGUGACGGUCGUUUCUCGACGCAUCUGUCAUGGAGCGAUGAGGUGCAUAUGCCUCGAAUUUCAGUAACUCCCAAACGAUUAUGCAACUGAAUCGGAGGGUAACAUAUAGAGUCCAAAGCAAUUGUCAAGAGCAGCCUGAUGGCUGUGUCUAUGAAGAAUGUGGACGUCGCAUUCCAAGGAGUUGGCCAGAAACCAGGAAUUGACAUAUGGCGCAUUGAGAAUUUCAAACCAGUGCCCUUGCUCAAGGAAUUUCAUGGAAAAUUUUAUUCAGGAGAUUCUUACAUUGUGCUCAAGACGACCGCACUUAAAACUGGAGGGUUCCACUACGAUAUUCACUUUUGGCUGGGAAAGGACACGAGCCAGGAUGAGGCUGGUACAGCAGCAAUUAAGACCGUUGAGCUGGAUGCUGCGUUAGGUGGUCGCGCCGUUCAGUAUAGAGAAACUCAGGAGCACGAAACAGAACUCUUUCUAUCUUAUUUCAAACCAUGUAUUGUUCCUAUGGAAGGCGGUAUUGCUUCUGGAUUCAAGAAAGUGGAAGUUGGGAAGGUUGAGCCUCGUUUAUUCAUUGUAAAAGGAAGACGCACUGUCAGAGUUACACAGGUGCCAUUUGCUCGUUCCUCACUGAACCAUGACGAUGUUUUUGUUCUGGACACGGAAUCAACAAUAUUCCAAUUCAAUGGAGAAAAUUCCAGUAUUCAAGAGAGGGGGAAAGCUCUUGAAGUGGUCCAGUAUAUCAAGGAUACAGAUCAUGAUGGAAAAUGCGAAAUUGUAAUUAUAGACGAUGGUACGCUCGGCACUGAGGCAGACACUGGGCAAUUCUGGGUUCUGUUUGGAGGCUUUGCUCCUCUUUCAAAGAAACCUGUUGUUGCAGAUGAUGCCUCUGGGUUACCCAAGCCUAAGUUGCUCUGUAUCAUAGAAAGGAGCUUGAAGGAAGUGGAAAUGUCUAAGGAUGUACUUGACAGCAGCAAGUGUUACGUGCUCGAUUGCGGUAAUGAGAUCUACACUUGGGCAGGUCGCAACACAUCACUUGAUGCUAGAAAGGCUGCAAUUUCAAUUGUAGAGGAUUUAAUCACUAACCUGAAUAGGCCGAAGCACAUCCAGAUCACCCGGAUCAUUGAAGGAUUCGAAACGCUCGAGUUUCGUUCGUACUUUGUUAAGUGGCCAUUAAAUGGACAACACACCGUCUCUGAAGAAGGAAGAGGCAAAGUUGCAGCAUUGUUGAAGCAGCAAGGUGUUAACACAAAAGGUAUUCUCAAGGGUUCACCUGUGAAAGAAGAGCUCCCACCACUUCCAAGUUUGAAUGGCAAGCUUGAGGUAUGGAGGUUGGUCGGUGGUGUAAAAAAAGAAAUUGAUGCUGGAGAUGUUGGAAGGUUCUAUGACCACAGCUGCUAUAUUGUGCUUUACACUUAUCAAGGAGAAGAGCGUAAAGAGGAAUACCUUCUAUGCAACUGGAUUGGUCGGCACACCUCUGUGGAGGACAAGGCUUCGGGACUGAGGGUUAUGAAUGAAAUGAGUGCAGCACUGAAAGGACGUGCAGUUCAGGCAUACAUUGCUCAAGGCAAGGAACCCAUUCAGUUUUUGGCGCUGUUUAAAUGCAUGUGCAUAUUGAAGGAACAUGUUUGUCCAGGUCACAAGGAUCAUUCAAUAUUGUUGGUGCGGGCGCGGUGUGUUGGUCCACAAAUUGUCCUAGCUGUCCAGCUGGAGCCUGUGUCAGCUUCACUAAACUCCUCCGAUUGCUUUCUACUUCAAACCAACUCGAAGUUGUAUGCCUGGACAGGCAACCUGAGUACUGUUGAGAAUCAGAAGGCUGUUUUGCGAGCAGCUGAAGUUCUGAAGCCUGGUGUUGUAGCAAGGCCUGUGAAAGAAGGAUUAGAGCCUCCACUCUUUUGGAGUUCUCUGGGGAGUAAACGAAAAUAUGCAAGCCACCCCAAACCAAAAGAGGGUCCGAAGGAUCCAAGGCUGUUCGCUUGCAGUCUUUCACGAGAAAAUUUGAAGGUGACUGAAGUGCACAAUUUCACACAAGAUGAUCUUCUGAGUGACGAUAUCAUGAUCCUGGACUGUCACAAUGUCAUCUACGAGUGGGUUGGCCAGCAUGCAAGCACAGAGGAGAAAGAGCUAAAUUUAGAUAUUGCCAAGAAAUACAUCGAACGUGCAGCAAGGUUGGAUGGGAUACUACAGGAUGUUCCCAUCUUCAUGAUCACGGAAGGCAAUGAGCCAAUGUUUUUCACCACCUUCUUCUCAUGGGAUUCCAGCAAGGUCAAUGUCCAUGGAGAUUCCUACACAAAAAGAGUUGCAGGGAUUCAAGGACGACCAGUUCCUCAAGAGAAAGUCCAAAGACGUCUUACUCCAAGUGCUUCAGCUGGUACCAAAAGUGAAUCCACACAGAGGGCAGCAGCCAUGGCAGCUCUCUCUUCACAGUUGACUUCAGAAGGGAAACUGUCGAAGGUUGCCCAAACACUAGUCAAUCAGAACCCAUCCUCUGCUCCAGCGAGUCCAAGGUUUCAUCGUCCAUCAACUGCGAAUUCUCAAAGAGCUGCUGCAAUGGCGGCCCUAUCCUUCAUGCUUGGCACAAAAAAAGCUCCAGGCUCUGCAGUGUCAGUCGAUGCUGAUUGGGUUGCUGGGAGCUCACCAUUCGCGAAAGUGGAAGCAACGGGAGAUACAGAAUCUGUAACAAGCUCAAAGACUUCUGAGGAUGGAGGAGAUGGAGGAGAGGAGAUCGCUGAAUUUUACAGCUAUGAUCGUUUGAAAUCAUCAUCCACAAAUCCUCCAAAAAUAAAUAUAAAAAGAAAAGAGGCUUAUUUAUCCCCUGAAGAUUUUGAGAAGCUCUUUGGAAUGUCGAGAACCCAGUUUUACGAGAUGCCCAAGUGGAAACAGGAUCAACGCAAGCGCAAUCUCCUACUCUUUUAGUCUCACCAUUAUUUUCGUGUCCACUUGAUGUGGAGAGGUUGGAUAACUUUUAUUUUUGUGUACGAUGCAAUAACAUUAGUAAGGGUGUGUCUCACCCAACAUGUAAAUCUAGUACUUGGAAUAUUUCCAAACUUCACAUUAUGGAGAACCUGUGAUACCUUAGUUCCACAUAAAUUCCACUUUUGUUUUCUCUUCUC
This is a messenger RNA of Physcomitrium patens, 3201 nucleotides long. Its product is annotated as villin-3. Gene Ontology annotation, biological process: cytoskeleton organization. The record is from RefSeq and is a predicted model, not a curated record. Gene Ontology annotation, molecular function: actin filament binding. NCBI's taxonomy places the organism in Eukaryota, Viridiplantae, Streptophyta, Bryopsida, Funariales, Funariaceae.